GCGCACGCGCACCUCGCGCAGCACUACAAGUGGGCGAUCGACAGGGUGUUCGAGGAAGGGAGAGGGCACACGCACGUGAUCGUCGUGGAGGACGACAUGGUGUUCUCCGCGGACUUUGUGCAUUUAUUCACAUCCGCCGCGGGGCUUCUCGCGGAGGACCCGACGUUGUGGUGCGUGUCGUCCUGGAACGACAACGGCGCGAGAGGGCACGGGGAGGACCCGCGCGCGCUGUUCCGGACGUCCUUCUUCCCCGGUCUCGGGUGGAUGAUGCGCCGGGAGUUAUGGGAGGAGCUCUCCCCGAAGUGGCCGCGGCGGCAC
Messenger RNA from Micromonas pusilla CCMP1545, 318 nucleotides. Its product is annotated as glycosyltransferase family 13 protein. Gene Ontology annotation, molecular function: alpha-1,3-mannosylglycoprotein 2-beta-N-acetylglucosaminyltransferase activity. NCBI's taxonomy places the organism in Eukaryota, Viridiplantae, Chlorophyta, Mamiellophyceae, Mamiellales, Mamiellaceae. Gene Ontology annotation, cellular component: Golgi apparatus. The annotation marks the transcript as partial. The transcript has a single exon. The record is from RefSeq and is a predicted model, not a curated record.